Molecule: messenger RNA, 806 nt
Organism: Pomacea canaliculata
Lineage: Eukaryota; Metazoa; Mollusca; Gastropoda; Architaenioglossa; Ampullariidae
Exons: 4
Coding region: 420-806 (128 amino acids)
Source: RefSeq, a predicted model, not a curated record
CUUGCUGGGGCUCAGUGGACUCUUACGAAGGGGCCGGGGGCUCGGUGAUCGAGCAGCUACCCCCAGUGGCGGCGCUGGGCACAGAUUACGUCACACUGACCGACGGCACGGUGCGCGUUGUGGCCGUCGAGCCUCUCACUACGAUCCACUUCCCUGACCGGAAGUCCAUCAGCCUGACUUCCGCUUCCCACUGCUUUCAGCUCAAGGUUGCUUCCCCUACCCGCCUCCGCUCAGACCGCCCGAUCCUUGUGUUGCAGUUCGGAAAACUCGGGGCAAGAGCUCCAGCUGUUAACAAUUUCCCCUUUCUGGUUGUGUUGACGACGCGCCAACAGUUUGUAAACAGUUCGGAAUCCAUCAUCGUUCCUUCCCUGUUACCGACCUUCACCUCGACACUGUUCAUCGUCACCAGAGAGAGCUACAUGGAGGACAUAGUGUAUGGCAGUGUCACGCUCAAUCAAACAGUGCAAGACAAGACAAGCUCCAGCCAGUUUGUUUAUCCAGACUAUGCGGUCGUUAAAAGAAACGUCGCUUCAACUUCCAUACUGAGUGGACAAAGAGACAUAGCGGCUUACAUACAGCUUCAGAGCCCUGAUGGGGUUGUUCUUUCACCUUUGGCAGCUGGCUUCUCCAUUAUCAACAUUUUACAGGACUGCAAUAGUACAACACCCUCGGAAGCUGGCGACACAGUGGAUAACGACUGUGACGGCAAGGUCGAUGAAGACGAUUGCAGUGGAACACCCACGGGUACUGAUUGCAAGCUGACGAUCAGUGUCAUUGCACAAUGUACAGAGGUCAUCGUAGCGUAG